Molecule: messenger RNA, 1745 nt
Organism: Humulus lupulus (European hop)
Lineage: Eukaryota; Viridiplantae; Streptophyta; Magnoliopsida; Rosales; Cannabaceae
Product: protein MAEA homolog
Exons: 7
Coding region: 170-1444 (424 amino acids)
Biological process (GO): proteasome-mediated ubiquitin-dependent protein catabolic process
Cellular component (GO): cytoplasm; nucleus; GID complex
Molecular function (GO): protein binding; ubiquitin protein ligase activity
Source: RefSeq, a predicted model, not a curated record
CCAAACAAAUCCCCAAACCGCUACGUCGACGUUUUAUCAUAUUCCUUACCUCCUACUCUAUUAUCCCUUUCGGAGUUGCGUCUUCUAGUUUCCCGGAAAACAAUUUCCCGAGGAAAUCACCAAAUUCUUUGUUUUCUUCUUCUCUUCGUCACUCUGGUUUCGAUUAUACAUGGAAAUGGAUUCCCUACCCAAUGGUAACAGCGCCGCCCCAAAUCCAAAUUCAGCACCUAAUCCCACUGCUUCAGCCCCUCCGUCCCCGAAGCCGAACCAAUUGGCCGAUUCCGUGAAGUUGGAGCACCAGUUUCUUAGAGUCCCAUUCGAGCACUACAAGAAAACGAUCCGGACCAACCACCGUGUCUUCGAGAAAGAGGUAUCCGCCGUCAUCUCAGGCGUCGCUGAAGCUGCUGACCGAAACGAUAUGUCGCGCGACGAGGCUGUCAGUCAUCUGAGCUCGCUCGUCUCAAGAUUGCAAGGGCUUAAACGGAAGUUGGAAGAGGGGAAUCGAGUGGAACACUUGCAGGCACAAAGGUGCCGAGCUCGACUCGAUCAUUUAGAGUUGGCGGAUGCUGAGAAUUUGUUUGAAUGGAACGACAUGAAGGUGAAGCGCAUCCUUGUGGACUACAUGUUGCGUAUGUCAUACUAUGACACUGCAAUGAAGUUGGCAGAAAGCAGCAAUAUGCAGGAUCUUGUUGAUAUUGAAGUAUUCCAAGAAGCAAAGAAGGUUAUUGAGGCUCUUCAAAAUAAGGAGGUAGCUCCUGCACUAGUAUGGUGCGCAGAGAACAAGUCAAGGUUGAAGAAAUCCAAGCAGAGCAAAUUCGAAUUUCAGUUGAGACUUCAAGAGUUUAUAGAGUUGGUACGAGCUGAAAAUAACCUUCGAGCUAUUACAUAUGCUCGGAAGUACCUUGCACCAUGGGGAUCUUCCCAUAUGAAAGAAUUGCAGCGGGUAUUUGUCACACUAGCAUAUAAGAGUACUACUGAAUGUGCUACAUACAAGGUGACCUCUCUGUUUGGUCUAAAAUAUGUUUUAUUUGAACCAAAGCAAUGGGAUUACCUUGUGGACCAAUUUAAACAGGAGUUCUGUAAAUUAUAUGGCAUGACGCUUGAGCCUUUGCUAAACAUAUAUCUGCAAGCAGGCUUGUCUGCGCUGAAAACCCCAUACUGUUACGAAGACGAUUGCACCAAGGAGGAUCCCUUGUCACAGGAGAAUUUUCGAAAACUAGCUCAUUCAUUACCAUACUCAAAGCAACAUCACUCGAAGCUUGUAUGCUACAUAACUAAAGAACUAAUGGACACAGAGAACCCACCACAAGUCUUGCCUAAUGGCUACGUCUACAGUACUAAGGCUCUUGAAGACAUGGCUAAGAAGAAUAAUGGCAAAAUUACUUGUCCCAGAACUGGGUACAUCUGCAACUUCAAAGAUCUGGUAAAGGCAUACAUAUCAUGAUCCAAUAUCUGACCUGUUCAGUAGUACCCCUUUCCACUUGGCAUUAAUAGCAAUUGGAGUUUUAUGUGCUUUGUGGAUAAAUCCUUUUGUUGUUGGAAAUUAUGGAAACCCCCAAUCUAAGGAGUUUCCCUGAACAAAUAGUCUUGUCAUGCCUUGGUGAUAUUGUCUUGAAAACUUCUUGUAUAUAUUCUGACGAUUAUUGUUCAAGUAUAACCGUUUGUCUAUGUAUCAUCAAUUGUACUUUUGUGCAUAGUUUGCAACUUACAGAAAUAAAUUGAUGUCAUUAUAUAUUUUCACUAAA